Messenger RNA from Pisolithus orientalis, 413 nucleotides. RefSeq lists its product as uncharacterized. Gene Ontology annotation, molecular function: ATPase inhibitor activity. Gene Ontology annotation, cellular component: mitochondrion. Gene Ontology annotation, biological process: negative regulation of ATP-dependent activity. The transcript is spliced from 5 exons. The record is from RefSeq and is a predicted model, not a curated record. The coding region runs from base 27 to 278 and encodes 83 amino acids. NCBI's taxonomy places the organism in Eukaryota, Fungi, Basidiomycota, Agaricomycetes, Boletales, Pisolithaceae.
GCAAGUCUUGACUUGGACCAUUCGACAUGCUCGCUCGUGUAACUCGUGCUGUCUUCACAAGACGUGUACCCCUCGGAAUGAGGGGUUAUAGUGGACGAAGUGAGGGUACAGUCGCUCAGACAAAAGAAUUCGGGAAGAAGGAAAGAGCCCAUGAAGAGGAGUAUACACGCAGACAUGAUGCAGAGCUGUUGCGCAAACUCAAAGCAGAGGUAGAGAAAAAGAAGAAGGAAAUUGCCGACCUCGAGGCAAAGGUGGAGAAGCAUGAACAGACGAAGUAACGAAGUAGUUCUGCAGUCGUUGUGUGGCCUGUUUCUUUUUCUGUUCUGCUGUGUACCCAUCCAUCCUGUCUCCAAUCAAUCUAUUCGGUGUGACGUAGUCUGUUCCGUUUCCGAUUCGGUGACUGACCAUGUCCC